AUGAAAUUUCCAAUAGAACACCCGACAAAACAAGUUAACUGGGACCCUGAGCAAGUGGCGGUCCAGACCCACUUGGUCACUCCCAAGAAGAUGAAGGCUGGCAUGGUGAAGUCAAGCCUGGUCCACGCCAGUGUGGCCACCAUGCAGAACCCCAUGAGCUACGACCCAAGAGCCAACGGCCACUGCGCACUUCCUCGCCUCUCCAUCUCGUCCCGCUCCGCCAGCAUGGUGGCAAGUUUGGACGCCAACAACGACGGCUCGAUUGCGGCGCUCCAAUCAGUGAUGAAGUGGAAGACGGUGCUGGCGGUGUUCAUUGUGGUGGUUCUGUACCUGGUCGGUGGAGCUCUGGCCUUCAAGGCUCUUGAACAACCUUUUGAGAGUGACCAGAAGACUAGCAUCACCCAGGAGAAGGCAUCGUUCCUGCAGAAACACCCGUGUGUCACUCCUGACCAGCUGGAUGACAUCAUCAAGCAUGCCAUAAAAGCUGUGAGCAGAGGAGUGAGGCCUGUUGGGGAGACAAACUCCAGUUACUGGGACAUGGGCAGUUCCUUCUUCUUUGCUGGAACUGUCAUCACAACCAUAGGUUAUGGAAACAUAGCUCCAAGCACAGAAGGCGGGAAAAUCUUUUGCAUUCUUUAUGCCAUAUUUGGCAUUCCUCUCUUUGGCUUUUUGUUGGCGGGCAUUGGAGACCAGCUGGGGACCAUCUUUGUGAAAAGCAUCUUACGAGUUGAGAAGAUAUUCAGGCAAAAACACAAACAAAUCAGCCAGACAAAAAUAAGGGUGACAUCCGUCAUCCUGUUCAUCCUGGCUGGCUGCAUCGUUUUCGUCACCAUCCCUGCUGUUAUCUUCAAAUACAUAGAAAGCUGGACCACACUGGAUGCAAUCUACUUUGUUGUGAUCACACUCACUACGGUGGGGAUAGGAGAUUAUGUGGCAGGUGACAAUCGGACCAUUGAGUAUAUGAGCUGGUACAAGCCCAUGGUAUGGUUCUGGAUCCUGGUAGGGUUAGCAUACUUUGCCGCUGUCCUCAGCAUGAUUGGAGACUGGCUUCGAGUGCUCUCAAAAAAGACCAAAGAAGAGGUUGGUGAGUUUAAAGCUCAUGCAGCUGAGUGGAAGGCAAAUGUACGAGCAGAGUUCCGUGAAACACGAAGACGUUUGAGUGUGGAGAUUCACGACAAGCUCCAGCGGGCCGCCACCAUCCGCAGCAUGGAACGACGUCAGCUGGGCAUCGAGCAACGAGCCCACUCACUUGACAUGCUGUCACCAGAGAAACGAGCCAUGUUUGCUAGCCUGGAUGCUGGCCGAUUCAAGACUUCUUCCCAAGAAAGUAUUGACACCAAGCUCAAUAACUUGAGGCUGAAAGGAGCUUGUGAGUCAUAUGACCAACAGGGCAGUGAACAACAACCACAAACAGCAUCUUCCUCAGAGGAAAAUCUCUUCAACUUACGCUUUGGAUCUCUUACCAAGCUGGCCAGACGCAAUAAGAACCGUGACCUGCGCAGGAACAUUCCUGAAGAUGCUCGACAUUCAAGUGUGGGUAUCAGCAAUGGCAGUUCCCUACUGGGUGCAGAGAGGACGGAGGAAGAGGAUGGGGAACCAGGGGAGGACAACAAAGAACAGAAAGAGGAAAACAUCAGUCUGACAGAUCUGUCACAGUAUGCAGUGGAGCGCAGCAAAUUGAAUGGGUUCAUACCAACACAGGCCAAGGACAAAGAUAACAUUUAG
This is a messenger RNA of Nematolebias whitei (Rio pearlfish), 1725 nucleotides long. It is a transcript of the gene kcnk10b, whose product is annotated as potassium channel, subfamily K, member 10b. Gene Ontology annotation, biological process: stabilization of membrane potential; potassium ion transmembrane transport. The coding region runs from base 1 to 1725 and encodes 574 amino acids. NCBI's taxonomy places the organism in Eukaryota, Metazoa, Chordata, Actinopteri, Cyprinodontiformes, Rivulidae. The transcript has 7 exons. The record is from RefSeq and is a predicted model, not a curated record. Gene Ontology annotation, cellular component: membrane. Gene Ontology annotation, molecular function: potassium ion leak channel activity.